Microthlaspi erraticum is the source of this 1443-nucleotide messenger RNA. The record is from the annotation of a GenBank genome assembly. NCBI's taxonomy places the organism in Eukaryota, Viridiplantae, Streptophyta, Magnoliopsida, Brassicales, Brassicaceae.
AUGUUCCAAGAGCACUACAAUGCUCUCUUCUCCAUGGACUUUGUGGAAACAAGAUACCCACAUUAUGACACAAUGAGGGCCCUUGUAAUCUUUGAGGAUGUGGAGUUGGUACUCAAGAACAUGCACUUGGCCAAAUUCUUCUGUCACCGCUUGGAGUCAUACAAAGAGCUCACUUGUGAGUUUUUGGCAUCGAUGAGGUAUCACCAGUAUGAUGAGCUCGAUCGAGCUGAGUUGGACCAAGGCUGGGGAUGGAUUACUUUCCUAGCUAAAGGAGAGAGGAAGAUGGUAACCUUCAGGCAGCUAGAGAUACUCUUUGGCUUCACUUAUGGGGAAGGAAACCUAUGGGAUAUCAAGGAGAAUGAGCUCCAACGAGUAUGGACUACAAUCGCUGAAGCAGGGUACUCUUCUUCAUGGUCCAAGGCUUCUCAAAUCAGGAGCCCAGUGCUGAGGUAUGUGCACAAGGCACUAGCCAACACUUUCUUUGCAAGGAAAGCCACUAGGACAAUCAAUGAAGGAGAAUUGAAACUCCUUGACAUGGGGAUUAAGCCUAUCAUCUCACGCACAAGGGAUGGGAAGAAAAUCAGAGGAGACAGGGCACACUCAGGAAACCUCAUGCCUCUCCUUGAGCAGCUACUCACCUACAAGACCACAGCAUACAACACUCGAUUUCAGCAAGGAAGAAAGCUAAGUGUUGGAGGAAUCAUUACACCAAUCCUUUGUGCGGCUGGGGUCCAAAUAAACAAGAAGAAGUCAACACCAGCUGGGUGGAUGGACAUCAAGUUUUGCAAGAUCAACCUUCUCAUAGAUUACAAGGAAUUGGAUGGGAGGUACCAAUUCAAGUUCACACAUCCAUGGCUGGCCCUUCCAAGCUGCUCUUCCCCAACUCUGAGCUCACAAACAGUCCUCAUGGGUGAGAACAUUGAUUUCAGACCCCCAUUGUAUAAAUUAGUUGGGCAUGAGGACGAGUUGCGAGAAGAGGAGCCUGAACUCGAUCGAGCUGAGUAUCGAGCUGAGGUUCAAGCUGAGGAUCGAGCCCAAGUGAAUGAGGAGUUAGGUGAGCCUGAGUGUUACUAUUUUGAGGAGUAUGAGGCUCCAAGGAUGAACCCCUCUGUUGUGGCUGCUCACAAGAGGAUUGGACUUCUCCAAAGGUUCAACAAGUGGCAAGGGAAAGCCAUGGACAAAAUGCAAAAGUCCAUGGACAAGAUGGUGAGCAAGAUCAAGAGUUUGGAGAAGAAGGUCUCUGGUUCUUCAAGCAAGAAGAAGAAGACACCCAUGACUCCUACAUUCCCUAGGAGUAGAUCUCUCCUCACCAUUCCAAGGAGGCUUCCUACCCAAGAGCCUCACAGAGCCUCUCAUUUGAGCCAAGGAAGAGGGACAACACACAGAGAAGGAGGAAGAGUUCCAAGGGACAAUGCUCCAACUCUAUCAGCGGACUCGAUCUAG